Molecule: messenger RNA, 1851 nt
Organism: Melampsora larici-populina 98AG31
Lineage: Eukaryota; Fungi; Basidiomycota; Pucciniomycetes; Pucciniales; Melampsoraceae
Exons: 6
Coding region: 1-1851 (616 amino acids)
Source: RefSeq, a predicted model, not a curated record
AUGAGACUAUCUAAUUUUUCUUUGAUCUUCUGCUUCUUGUCGCUCAUCUUACCUUGGCAUUUUCCUGGACCUAUCGGACAAGUUGACGCGAAGCCGAUGUCACCAAUGUUUAAUUAUUUUGGAAAAUAUCUAUCUCGCGAUCAUGCCCCUUCGAGAAAUCUAUUACAGAUGGCGAGCAUCGAGGACUCUGAGGCAUUUUCGGAUGAAUCGAGCGUUGAGAGUGUAAGAGAUGAAGACUGGAAGACGUACUACAAUUUCGUCAAAUCAAAAGAUUUUCAUCAUCACGAGAACUCGGAUUUCAGAGUUUUGAUAGCCCACGUUCAUCAAAUAGGUCCUGUUUUCAUAGAGCAUCAUACCAAACAUGACCAGGAGACACUGGAUGUUGUUCGAAUCAUUCGUCAGAUUCUUGAGACUAGUGUAUUGAAAGAGACGCACAAGCUUUGGGCUCUUGGAGUUCUUUCUUACCUGAAAAAAUGGAUCUCAACAGAAAAAGAUAGUUCUCUUGUGAAGGAAUGGAAAAUCGAAGAUCUUAUAAGUAGGCAUAUGGGGGAUUUUGAACUGUUCUUACUCAAAGACCACGAUUUGGCCGGAGCAGUGCAAGAGAUUUUACCAAUCGAGAGUACACCUCAAAAAUUAUCAGACCAUGUCAUUAAGGAAGUAUUGAAUAGGGCGUCAAUAGUGAACUCUAUCAAAAAAGCCAUGACCUUGGGCGAUAGACAUCGAAACCCAGGAUUUGAGAAAUGUCUAGUCUCUUUCAUGAACUUGAAGACGCCAAUUGAUGAUAGUCGCGCGAAACGAUUAAUGAAGAAAAUGGAAACAAUGCUUGAUAGGACAAAAAGCUUUUUCAGUACGCCACCUGAGGAAAUAUUUAUCAUUCGAAUGACUCUACAUAUGGAAGAACAUCACUUCAAUAGUAUGAUUGAAUUUAAAGAAUUAAUCAACGAUCCAAAGAUUUGUACCCGGAUUCUCAGGAAAGACCUUGAAUUUCAACUUCAAGACCCCGAUUUAUCUCGCAUCCUGAGGAAGGUUUUGGAAUCAUUAAUGAACGAUGAGAUCCUCAAGUCCAAAAGUAUUCAUAUGGCUCUUGAAGCUAUGACUGAUAAAAGGCAUUCUAUGCUUCAUCGGGCUAGACUCACUAGAGUGUUGAACUUGAUGGCCAAGCAUGAUGAUGAGGUGUACGGCCUGGUGAACAAAGAACUAAACCACCCACAUAGUAUCACCAAUCUUUCAAGUAUGUUUUUAGAACUGUCUCAUGGCAGAAUGUACCCAGACAAGAUUCAGAAAAAUGAUCUUCAGUAUUUAGUUUUCCAAAAAGAACACAAAAUUUUCAUGGAAAAACGUUUAGCAACACUUGAAGAAAACCUACUUACUAUGAAGUUUUUAGAGUUGGAUGUCAUUUUUGAAGUUUUAAAAGAAUUCAGUGCAAAUCCCAAAGGACCAAGGACAGCUGGAUUGACUCCCAUCAUAAAACAACUCUUGAUCAAGCUAUUGUCAUAUCGGUCUAACAUUACAGAUCCGAAUCUUCAUAAAAUCAAAUUAGAUGCCAUAGAAUAUAUUUUACACUUGAUCUUACUUGAAAAAGAUGAUAUGCGGCUGAAUAGGAAUCUCUCCAUCAGGGGUACACCAUUUGUCCAGGACAUAAGUCCAGAAGUUCUUUCGGUCGCUGGAAGUGAUCCGAUGUCCCUGGAUGAUAAGCUGAGAAUGUUUUCAAAGCAUUUGACAACAUCCUUAGAUAACGGCCUGAUCUUGACUUUUUCUAAUUUCAUACCUAGAACUCUAUUGAGUUCACCUGAAUCAACAUGCCAAACCCAAAGCGACCGUAGCCCUUCAUUCACAAAGAUGGUUGCAUAA